Molecule: messenger RNA, 579 nt
Organism: Telopea speciosissima
Lineage: Eukaryota; Viridiplantae; Streptophyta; Magnoliopsida; Proteales; Proteaceae
Exons: 2
Coding region: 1-579 (192 amino acids)
Source: RefSeq, a predicted model, not a curated record
AUGAAGCAGUUACGGGAGCGGGCUGAGUUUGAAAUACCCGUCGAAGUCAUCGGAAAACGACCACGAACGCCGGCACUGUCUGAGCUGGAGGAUGAGGACGACGAGGAGAUGUUGUUGGCUGAGUUUUUCGUGGAAGAAGAGACACUUAUGCAGGUGAUGAAGGUGUUGGAGGAGGAGAUAAACUGCUCUGCUAAUGCUAAUAAUGGUGUUUCAGCGAUGUACUCUCCGCCAUUUUCGUCGUUUGUGACGAUCAACGGCAACGAAGAGAGUUGUGGACCUUCCUUCUCUGACUCGUCUUCAACUGUGAUGGCGAGUUUCGACAUAAGUGGUAUUAACAUUUCAUACUUCAUGGGUCCCGGUAAGGGGUUCCCUUUCUCUAAAGGGACCCUAGAUUUACCGGCGGUAGCGGCGGAAAAGGAGCCGUUGCAGCCGGAAAUCGAGGAGGUCUCUGUUUCUACCGUUUCAGACGAAGGAAUGAACAAUGGCUGUGAGUUUGAAGUUGGGGAAAUUGACGACGAGUGGUUGGCUCGUGUCCUGAGUGGUGCUCCUUUUGUGGAAUACAAUGAGACCGAUCUUUGA